AUGAAAGCUUUAUACGUCUAUGGGCAGUUGCCUCUUCAAACUCUGCUUAUAGUCAUGGAAGCAGUAUUUUGGAUUUUUACAUAUUUCUUAGUAGAACUUCUUUCUAUUAUUGGUAAUAAUGAAACUCAAAUUGCCACAAUUCUUGUUAGUCUUUCUGGAUUAUUAAAAUUUACCAGUGCAGAAGCCAAACGGGCCCGAAUGAGGAAAACGAAAAGCAAUGACUACUCUUCAUCUUUUAGCUCAGGUUCAAAUUCAACCAAUAGUUUUUCUCAAACAUCAUCAUCAUCAUCAUCACCAGCAGAUUUCGAAAUGAGAAGUAUUGAUAAAAAUAGUUAUAAUGAAUAUGCAGCCGAAGAACGAAUGGGAACUGAAGAUAGAUUAAUUUCACCUAUACCCCAAAAAAAAUUCCGGUUUUUUGUUUUAUUUUUAUUUGUCUUUACUAUUUUAUCUUCAACUUAUGGUUCCAAAGCCUUAAAUUUGAUUUUUUCAAACAGUGUUAAUCCAACUUACUCUUAUUCUCAAGCAUCAAUCCGUGAUGCUUCUAAAAUGUUUUUAAAUUCCACUUCUAAUAAUUCACUACUAAUUCCAAGUGAUUUCGACAUUAAUUCUCGUUGGACCCGUAGUCAAAUAAUGUACCAUACACUUGCAAAUUAUAGCAAAGUGGAAUCAUGGGAAAAAACUUUAAAAAUACCUAGUGAAAAUGAAAUAGGAUUUGCAAACUCAUUUUAUAUUAGAGGUACAGUUUUUUUCAAUUAUUCUGAUCCAGUAUCUGGUAAUUAUUUGACUUGUGGUAUGAGAGAUAAAUGGAGCGAAACAGUUUUGAAUAUGGGAGGGGCCAACAUUAUAAAAUUAAAUGUACCUGCUAUUCCCAUUUACCCCCAAAUUAUGUGUUCAAAUACCACUUCAGAUGGCUCUGGCACUGACAUGGAAGAAUUGGAUCAUUUACUUAAUCCUAAUACAAUUAGCAAUGUUGGUGAUAAUUUCACUAUUUUUGGAGUCAAUUGGGAUAAUCAAACUAUUUAUGCUAGCACUGUUAUCUAUCGUGGUACGGAAUAUCUUGAAACAGUUGUUGGUAAAAAAAAUGAAGUUGAUGAUGGAUUUUUUGAUUAUUUAACUGGAUUUUUUGAUGACUUAGGAUGUGACUUGUCUUCACCUGAAACUAAUUCUCUUUUCAACAUAGAUAAUAAUCAAACGGCACAUUAUGUAACAUACAACGUUACCGAAAGUCUUUACAAUUUCAUCGACUUAUACUACAAUACAGACGUUAGUUUUGUUUUAAGUUUUACUUUAAAAUCACCAAAUGAUACCUAUUCUAGUAGAGGUCAUCUUUAUAAUAAAGUCACUCUUGGAUAUCAUAGUGAUGAUGAUUUAUUAAUAGUUACCCAAUCUAAAUUCUUAAGUCGAGUUUUACAGUAUACUUUUGAAUUGAAAAAUAGCACUAGUAACUUUAACAACAAUAAUACUUCUACACCAUCAAUUAUCAAUAAUGUUCAGAUUCUUCCAAUUGUUUAUGACAUUAAAGUAACACCGUUUGUUUUUGGAGUACUUGGCAAUGUUUUUAACAUUAAAAUCGGUAAUCCCAAAAAAGUUAAAUUUCUUUUCCCUGAUCAACUUAGGUAUAAUGUUACUCCUAUUGUUUUUACUAUAUUUGUUGUUGGUUGUUGUGCUUUAUUAUUAUUUAUUAUUACAAAAAUCAUUCUUUUUAAGGUUCCUCAAGGUAUUCCUUCAAUCUAUUCUUUGUUACACUUGUAUCAUGAAAGAAAGUUAAAAGUUGAACCUCCAUAUGAUGCUGAAGUAGAACGUCAAACAAUUUUCAAAAUCAUUGAUAAAGCUUAUGAUGGUGUUGGAUAUGAUGGUGAUUCACAAAGAAAUAGAAUUGGUGUUAUUGAUGAGGCCACUUAUAGAGUGGGUGUUAAGAAAAAUGGUGUUAUUAAACCCAGGAUUAUUAAAUAG
Molecule: messenger RNA, 1953 nt
Organism: Magnusiomyces paraingens
Lineage: Eukaryota; Fungi; Ascomycota; Dipodascomycetes; Dipodascales; Dipodascaceae
Exons: 1
Coding region: 1-1953 (650 amino acids)
Source: RefSeq, a predicted model, not a curated record